AUGUGGCGCAAGGUUCUCAUUUGCUACAUUUCCCCUGUGGACAUCCUUCUAGUCUGUGCAGGGGACAGCAGCGACCCUUGGGGUCCCCGUGGCUAUGGCAGCAAGUGGCAGCCCCGCUCCAGCCGCGCGGUGCUCACGGGGGCGCGGCUAGGCCAGCGGGCUGUGCCCGAGACGGGCUCUGAGGCUGGGGCGGCUCGUCCCUACGAGCGCCGGGUGCGCUGGCUCCGCGAGAUCCAGUCCACGCUCCGCGAGCAGCAGCCCGAGCGCGCCCGGCAGCUGCUGCGCCUCCUGCGCCUCCUGCGCCAGGACCUGGGCCUUGAGGGGUCCUUCCUUACUGACAUUCUCUACAGGGACGUGGCCUUCUUGAACCUGGUGGACCCCAUCUCCUAUGACCCGCUGGGGAACCUGGGCCUGCAGUGCCCUAAGAAGGACGAUGAUCUCUGGAAGUUCUCGGACAGCAAGCUAUGCCAGUAGCUCAUCUACAACCUCACCCCUCAUUCUAAGCAGCAGCGAGGGUCCAGCCUGCCCCAGAGGAGGACCCAGAGCUGCCUCAAGAGCAGCCUGCAGAAGACUCUGCUGGCAGGAGAGACGGACCUUUCAGGUAUCCUGCUGUUGGCAUGAGGUAUGUAUCAUGUAAUGUGUAGCCAUGGCACUGGACUGGCGUUGCUGGACCUGAGCUUCACAGGGUUGAGUGAUCAGCUGCUACGCCAGCUGCUGCCCAGCCUGUGGAUGCUGCCCUGCCUCACCCGGCUCCUGCUCAACGGCAACUGACUGACACAGGCCACCACGUGUGAGCUCACUGAGGCCAAGGACACUGCCAAGUUCCCAGCGCUGGCCUGGGUAGACCUGGGCAACAACAUGAAUGUGGCCUCCCUGCCCCAGCCCCUGCUGGUUGGCUUGCUCCGGCGGCUCAGCCAGUGUACCCCACUCCCCACCAUCUACAAGGGCCUGGAUCUCGACCCUGCGGGUGGCACGGCUAAGGACACAGCCCCUGCCUCCACCUGGGGUUCUGCAGCUGCCAGGCUAGGACCCAAGCCCCAGGCCUGCUGCAUCAGGUAA
This is a messenger RNA of Otolemur garnettii (small-eared galago), 1059 nucleotides long. RefSeq names its product leucine rich repeat containing 75B (gene LRRC75B). The record is from RefSeq and is a predicted model, not a curated record. NCBI's taxonomy places the organism in Eukaryota, Metazoa, Chordata, Mammalia, Primates, Galagidae.